This is a messenger RNA of Eublepharis macularius, 1140 nucleotides long. RefSeq names its product vomeronasal type-2 receptor 26-like. Gene Ontology annotation, biological process: G protein-coupled receptor signaling pathway. The transcript has 3 exons. Gene Ontology annotation, molecular function: G protein-coupled receptor activity. Bases 1 to 1140 code for a protein of 379 amino acids. Lineage: Eukaryota; Metazoa; Chordata; Lepidosauria; Squamata; Eublepharidae. Gene Ontology annotation, cellular component: membrane. The record is from RefSeq and is a predicted model, not a curated record.
AUGACAUCGCUCCCAGGAGUGAUAUCAUCACACCGCUCCCGGGAGUGUGACCAAGAGGCCCGUCCUGCACCCUUCUCCCCUACUGGUCAGGGUAUCCCCUACUCCAGGUGUGUGGAAAGCUGCCUCCCUGGGCAAAGCAGGAUUACGAAGGAGGGGAAGGAUGUCUGUUGCUACUAUUGUGUUCAGUGCCCCAAAGGGAGGAUUUCAGUCCACAUGGAUGCAGAUCUGUGUGAAAAGUGCCCAGAAGAUCAGUAUCCAAACAAGAAACAGAUUCGGUGCAUCGGCAAAGUGAUCACCUACUUAUCCUACACUGAACCCCUGGGAGCACUUCUGGCUUCCUUUGCCCUUUUCCUUUCUGUGAUGACAAUGAUGGUGAUGGGGAGUUUCCUUCUGCACUGGGCCACUCCCAUCGUCAAAGCCAACAACCGGAGCAUCACCUGCACCCUCCUGGCCUCUCUGCUGCUCGGCAUUCUCUGCUGCUUCCUGUUCAUUGGCAAACCUGGGAAGGUGACCUGCCUUCUUCGCCAAACUCUCUUUAGCAUCACCUUCUCCGUCUCAGUUUCUUCUGUGCUGGGCAAAACCAUCACUGUGGUUGUGGCUUUCAUGGCCACCAAACCAGGAAACAGGAUGAGGAAAUGGGUUGGGAAGAGGCUGGCACUGUCAGUUAUUAUUGUUGGUUCUUUCAUUCAAACAGGCAUCUGUGUUGCGUGGUUGGCAAUUUCACCCCCUUUCCCAGAGCUGGACAUGCAUUCCCAGGUGGGUCAGAUCACAGUGAAAUGCAACGAAGGCUCAGAGAUCAUGUUCUACCUAGUCCUGGGCUACAUGGGCUUUCUGGCCACCAUCAGUUUCACUGUGGCUUUCCUAGCAAGAAGGUUACCUGACAGUUUCAAUGAAGCCAAGCUGAUCACCUUCAGCAUGCUGCUCUUCUGCACUGUUUGGGUGUCCUUUGUCCCAACAUAUCUUAGCACCAAAGGGAAAUACAUGGUGGCCGUGGAGAUCUUCUCCAUCUUGGCCUCCAGUGCUGGCUUGUUGGGUUGUAUCUUCCUCCCCAAAUGCUACAUCAUUAUUCUGAGACCUGAUCUGAACACCAGAGAGCAACUCAUAAGGAAAACUAGGAAAGAGACCAAAAUUUGCCACUAG